This is a messenger RNA of Fimicolochytrium jonesii, 1091 nucleotides long. RefSeq lists its product as uncharacterized. The transcript has 3 exons. Lineage: Eukaryota; Fungi; Chytridiomycota; Chytridiomycetes; Spizellomycetales; Powellomycetaceae. Bases 196 to 963 code for a protein of 255 amino acids. The record is from RefSeq and is a predicted model, not a curated record. Gene Ontology annotation, cellular component: cytoplasm; mitochondrion.
ACGGCUGUGGGCGCUCGAUGUUCCUACGAGAAGUCUUGUUAAAGCAGCCCCCUUGACAAUUGAGCCUUGAGCGACAACUACGAGGACGCUCUUGCCGUCGCUCGAUUCCCACGACGACCCAACAUCUUCACUCGGAUAUACUCUGCCAACGACGACCGCUCACACUUCCAGCCAUCAGGGACUGCAACGGCGGCCAUGAAGGACUCCCUCGUCCCCUCCGUCUUCAAGAAAAGGGAGCCAUCACCGUCAUUCUUCGCAACGCCCCAGGGCCUCAUCACGGCCCUCCUCACAACCCCCCUCCUCUACUUUGCCCUUCACCCCCGGACCUGGAAACGAUACAAAACCGCCGAAUACGUUACCCCAGACGUACUGCACCGGUUCAAGCCCAACGGUCCCAAACCCUCCCCAUCAUCAUCAUCUACGCUCCCACCGGGCCAAGGCACCCUCGCCGGAAAGUGCACCUCCGUCCGGGACAACGAUAACUUCCGGCUGUACCAUCGACCGUUCUGGCAUCGCGUGCUGAGGUUUCGUGUGCCCGCGACACAGAAGGAGUUGAAGGACGAGACGAUUCAUGUGCGAUUGGCGGGGGUUGACGCGCCGGAGGCCGCGCAUUUCGGGCAGCAGGCUCAGCCGUACUCUGCGGAAGCUAAACAGUGGCUGGAGCAAAGGGUCAUGGAGAAGACGGUGUUUGUUAGGCCGUUGAGGAGGGAUCAGUAUGGGCGAUUGGUCUCAAUGGUCUGGACACGCUCCCUCUUUCCUCCCUUCCGACGCAACGUGAACGUCGACAUGCUGCGAGCAGGAUGGGCGGUCCUUUACACGGCUACGGGCGCAGAGUACGAUGGAAUGUACGAGGAGCUUAAGCAGGCGGAGUUGCAUGCUAGGGCGACACGGCGCGGCAUGUGGGCCUCCGAGAAGCCGUUGGUCAGCCCUGGGGAGCAUAAGAAAGCUGGGCGGAAGGCCUAAAAUGCGAUAGCUUGUGGACAUCUGUUUCUCUUUGGGUUCGGUUCUCUUGGUUCUCCGGCGUUCAUCCCUCCAGCUGGAUGCACUCGAAUCGCGUUCGAUCGCAUGGGCGACGCCAGAAUGAAACGGGA